This is a messenger RNA of Vitrella brassicaformis, 2230 nucleotides long. The record is from the annotation of a GenBank genome assembly. NCBI's taxonomy places the organism in Eukaryota, Vitrellaceae.
AUGCUGGCGUGCGAGUACGACCUCUCCAGCCCCGAGAGCAACAAGCAGUUCCUCGACGACUUCUGCAGCAGGACCCUCUUCACCUACCGCGACCAGUUCACCCCGAUCAGCCAGGACCAGGACAUGAUUGAGAUGGACGCCUCCCCCCCGCCACACGGAUUCUCGGCCGUCCACAGGGAGGCGGGCGGCAUCCUCAGCGACGCCGGCUGGGGCUGCAUGAUCCGCGUCACUCAGAUGGCACUCGUCCAGUGCCUCAUCUACCACACACUCGGCAGGGACUGGCGAUUCAACACGCGGGCUGACCUCACACCGGGGGCCACCUUCUGGCAGCUAAUAGCGCUGUUCAUGGACACCCCGUCCGCCCCCUUCUCGCUGCACAACAUCGUUAGGGAGGGCCUCAAGCUGGGGAAGCGGCCGAGCGAGUGGUUCGGGCCGACCUCUGGCGCACUUGCCGUCAAGAGCCUGAUGGACCAACACGGGGCGCAGAGCUGUGGGCUGCGGUGCGUGACCUUCCCUGAGGGCAUCAUAUACACCAACGAGGUAUAUAGGUGACACGGGCGACCGAACAAAUGUGUUCAUUCAGUGGACUGAUUGUGUCUGUGUCUGUCUGUGUGCAGGUCCUUGAGGCCUUCAGUGGCGUCCCACGGAAGGAGGCUGCGGACAAGGCUGCCGGCGCCUCGUCGAGCAGUGGUGGCCCGUCAGCACCAGCAGGGCCGUCAUCAUCGCCUUCCGAGUGCCCCACAGCAGAUGAGCCACAGGCAGCCCAACAGGCCAAGAGGGAAAGCAGCGGGCCUGCAGAGGAUGUCAGGUGCGUGCGAACAAACGAAGACAGGCAGGGAGAAAUCUCUGGCUGACAGGUGUGUGUGUGUGUGUGUGUGUGUCAGCGGUGUGGUGAUAUGGUUGUGUCUGCGUCUGGGUGUGGACAGCUUCAACGUUGACAAGUAUCAGAGCCCCAUCCAGGCCUGUUUCUCCAUCCCACAGUUCCAGGGCCUUGCAGGCGAGUCCAUAGACACCAUCCAUCCAGCCAUCCAUCCAGCCAUCCAUCCAUCCAUCCACCAUUGCACGAACAAAGACAUACACAUGAAUCAUCCAUCAUCUGUAUGUCUGUGGUUGUGUGCAGGUGGUGGUCCGGCCAACAGCGCGUACUUCUUCGUGGCGGCCAACCGCGAGAACCUCUACUUCCUGGACCCUCACUCCAAAUGCCAGGUAACACGCACGCACCGAUAUAUGCCUGCAAUGCAAUGCAAGGCACCCAUGGGCAGCGGCACCCGAUGCACGAUUCGCUCUGACUGCCCUCCGCCCCUCCCUGCCUUGUUUCCCUCUCUCCCUCUGUGUGUGUGUGUGUGUGUGUGUGCAUGUGAUGGUGCCUGCGGUUGGUUCCUGGUGGAUGGAGGUGUGUGUGUCUGGGUGCUGCUGGUGUCGCGAUCUGUGCUGCCCCUUUGGCCUCUGCAAACGGCGGCGAACGUGGCGCCACGGCGGGCAGGCUGCCUUCACCGAGAUCCCCUCGCCCACCGCCCCCGAGCAGCUGGCGGCCUUCGCCUGCCAGGUACACCCAUCCGAGCCGCGGCAGCUCGCAUGGUCGUCGCUCAACCCUUCCAUGGCACUCGGAUUCGUUUGCCAGGUCGGUCGGCCGGUCUGUCACACCGGACCCCCCUCACACGCAUCUGCAUCAGUGCUUUUGUGUUGUGUGUCGUGUGGUUGCGUGUGUGCACUGCAGACGGUGGAUCAGUACGAAGACCUGUGUGCGCGGCUCAAGGCGGUGGACGCCGACCUGUUCGAGAUCCUGCCCACACGGCCGGAGUACAACUACGAAGGUAUGUCUGUCUGUGGGCACUUGCACACAGAAGGGCAGCUGGCAGCUCAGAGAGAGACCGGUUGUGUGACUCCGUGUGUGUGUGUGUGUGUGUGCAGGCGGCCUCAAGACGGACGAGGAGGACCCCGAUUUAGUGCUCCUGUGAUGGAAAGGAACGGGAUGUGGGGGCUGCGGGUGAGAGAGCGAGUGGGAUGAGAGCCAACUUGUGUAGGUGAGAGAGAGAGGCCUUGCUGGUGAGUGAGUGGGACUCCUGCUGUCUUGCCUGCCUGAUUGAUGUGUGUAAAGUAGCUGAGCGCGUGACGUUCGACAGAUGGACAGAUAUAUGCAGGGGUGUGUAAGUGGCACUUUUUGCGUCUUUUUGAUUGAUGCCUGCUCGAACGAAAUAAGUAAGGCGCCGGCUUGGCUUGCUCAACUAGC